CCACAAACAUGGAUCAGAACCCAAUCGCUAAAGCUCUCGUAAGUUUCGAGGCGACGGAUGAAGUUGACCUGUCUUACAAGGCGGGAGAUGUUGUCAAAGUUAUUAAACUGUCGCCGGGCAUCGAAUGGUGGAAGGUGGAACUGAACGGGAAAACUGGGAUGGUCCACAAAGAUUCGUUUGAAUUAUAUAAGUAUAUGGUAGUUGUUGAUUAUCUGCAACCCCAAGAAGGUUAUCUCCAGUUAAACACAGGAGAUUUGAUAGAUAUAGUAGGCGUGCAAAAAUACAAAUGGAUCGGGAGGAAUCAACACGGAGAGGAGGGUAGCGUAGAUACUAAUUAUGUUAAACAAUUGCCUCCAUUCCCCAAAAAAACUGAUACUUUGGAUCGAAUAAUACCGCACGAAAUUUUGGUGGAUCUGCGUAAGGGUAGGCCACGUAAAGCAUCUAGGAGCGUUAUAUCACCUCGAGCUCACACAGUGGACAUCGUUGAAGUCACAGAAGAAUUCGAUGAAAUUCCGGUUGAGCCUGCCGAGGAUAAGGUCGAGAUGAGACCAAAGACUCAAAGACCCACUCUGCCAUGGAUGCAGGAACUUUCCGAUAAGAACAAGACGAGCAGCUUGUUCUCUAAUCACGUGCUCUUGGAUCAGAAGACGACGCCGAAGAUCAGGACUCGCGAACUUCCAAAGAACUUCAGCAAAAUAAAGGACAUGUGGAACCAAAGCGAUACUCAGGUUACCACCUCCACGUCGACCGUUCGGAGCAGCUUCAACAACGGCAUCUUACGCAAAAGCAUUCGCGUCGACUCCAUCGAGAGCCAAGAGCAUCCUGGUAACGCAAAAACCAUCCAAAGAAGCAGCCUAACCACGACGCUAAUCCAAAACGAUAUGAACGAAAGUCCAAUUGUGCAAGAGACACAAACCAAAAUGUAUCGAGAGAUCAAACCGCCUGUCCAAACCAAAGGUAGGGUAAAUGCAAACCUAAUUGUAGAUCCAGUGAAAACAGAGAAUCAACCCAAAAUGUAUCGAGAGAUGGAACCGUCUAUCCAAACUAAAGAUAGGACAAACGUAAUGCGAAUCCGAGUAACAAACGAACAAAUUCCUGUACAACCAACCCAAACAAUUGUGCAAGAGAAACAAACCAAUAUGUCCCCAUUUGGGGACCCAUGGAGAAACAGACUAACUUAUCUAUUACCAACCAAAACUAUUGCACAACCAGAAAAAGCAGCACCGAUCGUGGUUACGGUGCAACCAGAUAAAAGCCUUGAAAAUGCUCCACCUCUACCAACGAGAAAAUCGAUUCCGAAAUUGAUACCACACGUACCGAAAAUCACUGCGAAAGAAGAGGAAGAACCGGUGCCCAAACUACCGGAGUCCGAGCCUCCGAAAUUGACGAAGCAAUGCGCAAUUCCGAUCCAUAAAGAAGCACCGAAAGAUGACGCAAAACAAAUCGCAACACUGAACACCAUGGUGCGGGAGCUUCAGGAGGAGAACAUGGAAAUGAGACGGAGGAUGUCUGCGCUCGAAAAGAGGCUAGAGUUCCUCAUAGAAAAGGUGCUGAGUUAAAGCGAAAGCGCCAGUCCGAUCCAUUUGCGCGGUCACCUAUAACCCACCUACAACAUAUAUGUUCUAAUCUGCAGUUUCCUAUAUUCAUUAUUAGAUAACGUUAUACAAAUGUACGUUGCGCAGUGUGUGCCUAUUAAAGUCGAUUAAAUUAUUUGCGAA
Molecule: messenger RNA, 1718 nt
Organism: Nicrophorus vespilloides
Lineage: Eukaryota; Metazoa; Arthropoda; Insecta; Coleoptera; Silphidae
Product: titin-like
Exons: 4
Coding region: 9-1559 (516 amino acids)
Molecular function (GO): protein binding
Source: RefSeq, a predicted model, not a curated record